AUGGGUUUAACCAGUCUCCCUCCUUCCUUCUGCCAUCUCACGACUCUUGAGGCACUCUAUUUGGUGGAUUGCUUUGAACUUUGGGAGCUUCCAGAAGGGUUUUGUCGCCUCACGGCUCUCAAGGCGCUCUGCAUAACUGGCGCAGAGAGAUUGCAGUUACCAGAGGACGAUGGGGCCUAUGCAAUUUUGGAGGAUCACAGGUUGUAUGGUUCCGCAGAUUUCCUCCCGGAUUCCAUCGCCCAGCUGCCUUCCUUGACAAGCCUUGAACUGGAUUGUUGCUACCCAGUUUGGCUUCCCAGGAGAAUUCGCCCUAGCUCACUGCUGCAGCUUACUGGACUUAAGAGAGUGAAGAUCACCGGGUGCAGGUCACUCUCAGAAGUACCCGCAAGUCUAGACACGCUUGUGGGGCUUAAGAGCUUCGAGCUGACGGAUUGUGAGGAGUUGGAUAAUCUCCCUGCUGGUCUGCCCCCCUCUCUUGAGACCCUCUGCUUGGGGGCCUUCAAGGAAGGCUCUUCCCAUGUGGUGGACAUCUCGCAGCUGUCGCAGCUGAGGGUGCUGAAGCUGAACUGUGUUGGGGUGCAAGGUGGGCCUGCAGUGAGCAGCAGAUUAUUGUGUCUGCAGCAGCUGGAGCAGCUGGAGAUGCGCUUGGCAGGCAACAGUCAGCAGCUUCCACUCCCACCAGCUUUUCUCCCUCGCCUGCGCAGCUUGUUGAUAGCGGUGCCAGGAAUCCGCAGACUUUGGGAAAACCUGGCUGCAGCGAUGCCGGAGCUGCGGCAGCUGGAGCUUCUUUCCUGGUCACGAAAGGAGCUGCCAAGAAGCAUACUGGAGCAUACCUCGCUGACGUCAUUGACAAUCAACGCACCUCGGCUGGUGGCGCUACCUCAGGGCAUGAGCCGCUUGUCUCAGCUGCGCAAACUGGAGCUGAUUUGCUGCAACGCCAUGCAGCACCUCCCAGAGCGUCUCACCCAGCUGCGCCAGCUGAUACUGCGCGAAACCUCCAUCCGCUCCCUUCCUGCGAAUUUCGUGCAGCUGAUUCCUGACUCCACUGGUGAAGAUGAUUAG
Molecule: messenger RNA, 1062 nt
Organism: Closterium sp. Yama58-4
Lineage: Eukaryota; Viridiplantae; Streptophyta; Zygnematophyceae; Desmidiales; Closteriaceae
Source: the annotation of a GenBank genome assembly